Messenger RNA from Syzygium oleosum, 2627 nucleotides. Its product is annotated as protein indeterminate-domain 5, chloroplastic-like. The record is from RefSeq and is a predicted model, not a curated record. The transcript has 4 exons. Gene Ontology annotation, molecular function: DNA-binding transcription factor activity. The coding region runs from base 544 to 2325 and encodes 593 amino acids. NCBI's taxonomy places the organism in Eukaryota, Viridiplantae, Streptophyta, Magnoliopsida, Myrtales, Myrtaceae. Gene Ontology annotation, cellular component: nucleus.
GUGUGUGUGUGUGUGGUCUGUAACGUUAAAUGAUUGAACAACAGUGAGAGUUUUUAUUGAGAGCCCUUGAUGAUAACAGAUUGAUAGAUAGACAGAUAGAUCCGUUCUGUUCACCAGAACGAAACAACUGAGCUUAGGGGGAGAAAGAGAGACAGAGUACUUAGAGAGAGAGAGAGAGAGAAAGAGAGAGAGAGAGAGAGAGAGCGAAGAAGAAGCAAAAUAGGGUCGUCUCGUCUCGCUUCAACCCCAGUAGAUCCACUGCGACAGUUGUUUCCCUCUCUUCAUCUUCUCCGGAUUGUAGCUGUCACCUCCUUUUGAUAUUUACCCUCUUGGAUCUUUCUGUGCCUCUGUGUGUGUGUGUGGGGGGGGCUGUCUCAAACUCUCUUCACCCAGAAGCUUCACUCUCUCUCAAGCUGGGCUAGGGUUGAAGAAGAAGGAGAGCAGGGCGGAAGAAAGAAUCGACCAGGAAGAGAUUGCCCGCCAAACAGAGAGAGGGGGAGAGAAAGAGAGAAGAGAGAGAAAGCAGGUGUUAGAUAGAGAGAUAUGGCAUCAACAUCAUCAUCGACACCGUUCUUCAGCCUCGGAGACGAGAGCCAAAACCAGAUGAUGCUUCAGCAGCAAUCCUCCACGACAACCUCUUCGACUGGCCCGACGCCGGCGCCGCCCAAGAAGAAGAGGAACCAGCCCGGAACUCCAAAUCCAGACGCAGAAGUGAUAGCACUAUCUCCCAAGACCCUAAUGGCAACAAACAGGUUCAUUUGUGAGGUAUGCAACAAAGGGUUCCAAAGGGAGCAAAACCUACAGCUCCACAGAAGAGGACACAACCUGCCUUGGAAGCUGAAGCAGAAGACCACAAAGGACGUGAAGCGCAAGGUCUACCUCUGCCCCGAGCCCACCUGCGUCCACCACGACCCGUCCCGGGCCCUUGGCGACCUCACCGGCAUCAAGAAGCACUACUCACGCAAGCAUGGCGAGAAGAAGUGGAAGUGCGAGAAGUGCUCCAAGCGCUAUGCUGUCCAGUCUGAUUGGAAGGCCCACUCCAAGAUCUGCGGCACUCGGGAAUACCGAUGCGAUUGCGGCACUCUCUUCUCUAGGCGCGACAGUUUCAUCACUCACAGGGCCUUCUGCGACGCACUAGCUCAAGAAAGCGCGAGGCACCCAUCGAGCUUAAACACUUUAGGGAGCAACCUCUAUGGCAACAACAUCAGUUUGGGCCUCUCUCACCAGGUUGGCUCCCAAUUGCCCAUCCUCCAAUCCCAUAACCACCCGCCAAGCAACAUGCUCCGGCUCGGCGGUGCCUCCAACUCCUCUACCUUCUCGCAGCCGCCUCCACAAAUGCCUCCCCCUCCUCCCGCCGCGUUUUUCAAGCCCGAAGCCGCCGACUCCCUGCACGAGCUCCCAAGCCACAAUCCUCUCUCCGGGUUGAUGCAGCUGCCAAACCUCCAAGGUAACGCUAGUGCCUCCCAAUCGAACCUCUUCAACCUCAGCUUCUUUGGCAACAAUGCCGCCGCUGCCAGCUUGGGCACCGGCGACAAUGCCACCACUGCCUCAGCCGCCGCCGCCAACUUUCAAUCUCCAGGCUUCUUGGGCCAGUUCAACGGCGGGAACAAUGGCGGCAACCAAGCGGCUGGUCUCUUCUCAGAUGACCGGGUCGGGUCAGGCUUUUCUUCUUUAUUCAACGCCUCAGCGCAGAAUGAGAACAUGGUGGCUCACAUGUCCGCAACUGCGCUGCUUCAAAAGGCAGCUCAAAUGGGGUCCAUAACGAGCAGCAACAGCUCCUCGUUGUUGGGCGGAUUGGGGAGCUCAUCAGGCGGCAGCGGCAGCGCUGUCAACCGGCAAAUGAGGUCCGUCAACUUUGGUGGAGGCAGCGGCAAUUUUCCUGACAGCGGCGGGAAGCUGCCACCACAGAUGGAAAGCGAGAACCAUCUCCGAGGCUUGAUCAGUUCCUUCGCCAGUGGAAGCUCUUCGAUAUUCGGAGGUGGGGGUGGUCAUGAGCAUGAGAACAGCUUCGGUGGGUUCAAUGAAAGCAAUAUCUCGUUGGAUCACCAUCAUCAUCAGGACCAAGGUAGUGCGAGCUUCUGCAAUGUGAACGACGCCAAGUUGCACCAAAAUCUCACGACGAGCAUGGGAGGGUCCGAUAAGUUGACUUUGGACUUCCUGGGUGUGGGAGGGAUGAUGAGGAAGAGAUCGGACGGUAGUUUCGCGCACAGAGAGCAGCAGCAGCAGCAACAACAACAACAUGGGACGAUCAACAUGAGUUCUCUACACGGCGACAGGAAGUCAGAGCAGGGAAGUCAACCAUUUGGGAGUUCGAAAAUGCACUGAAGGAAUUGAGGGUUAACCGAGAACUUGAGAAGGGCAAAAGAGGUCAGUCCAUCAGUUGGUAGGUUUUUCUAAAGGAUAAAUAUGUGCGGCGAGAAAAAAAAAUUGUAAGAAGAAAAAACGCAUGUCAAAGUAGGGUUUGUCUCUAUUAGGGUUUUUUCUGGUUUUUUUUGUUUUCCGUAUCUUCAGGAAGAAUGUGCCACCCCCACUCUCACCUCCAUAUUUUUUCUAUUCGAACAAUUCAGUUUGUAAUGUUGGCUACAAUUGAAUGUGUACUUGCUUAGUUAGAGCAACAAGCUCGCAUA